Molecule: messenger RNA, 3302 nt
Organism: Entelurus aequoreus (snake pipefish)
Lineage: Eukaryota; Metazoa; Chordata; Actinopteri; Syngnathiformes; Syngnathidae
Exons: 3
Coding region: 702-3302 (866 amino acids)
Source: RefSeq, a predicted model, not a curated record
CUUAUUUCUUUAUUUUUGUUUCUUAUUUUAUUUUAUUAUAUUUAUUAGUAUUAAACAUCCUUAGCAUUUACAUUUUUAGUAAGUUUAUUGUAAGUGUGCAAUAUAGUUUAAGUUUAUUCUUGUUUAAUUUUUAUAUUCUGUGAUUCUUUAUUUAGCUUAAGUUUAUAUUUAUAUUUAUAUUUUGUGAAUUUGCAAGGGGGACCAGCAAAAUAAGCUUUUCAUUGUGCAGUGUGACUGUCUGUUUAUCUGUGCAUAUGACAAUAGAUAUCUUGAAUCUUGGAAUGUUUAGCUGGGAGUUCAGCAGCUCACAUCACAGAGUCGUAAAUCACAGGGUCAUAAAUACCUCUCCAACCCCCCACUCAAGACACACACACACACACACACUUUUUUACUUGUAAAUCUCUGAUUUUGCCAAUAAAGCUUAUUCUAAUUAUUUUUCUUUUAAAGGCCAGUUGCUGAAGGCAGCUGAGAUUAAGAAAGAUGCUGCCAUUCUUCUGCACAUCAACGACAAAGACUGUGUUGCUAUAGAGGUCCGGUACCAUAGGACCUGUUACAGACAGUACACCAGGUUCUUGUCACUGUCUACAGCAACGCACACUGCAACCAGAGAUGAAGAAAUACAACCCUUUGCUGACAGCUACAACCUCUUCUGUGACCAAGUGAUCCGUCAAAGGAUUAUAAUUGACAAAGAGGUGCUGAGAAUGGACAAGCUAAGGAAGUUGUUCGUGGACACCGUUAAGAAGCACGAAGAUCUUGAUGCUUCAGGCUACAGGAGGGAUAAACUGAAAAGAAGGUUGGUCCGUGAUUUCCCCCAGCUGGUUUUCCACUGCCCUCCCCAGCGCAACGUCUCUGAAAUGGUUUUUGUUGAGACAUUAUCGUUAGCAGACAGGGUACCUCUGCCAUCAGGCACAUCACCAUCAACUACCGAGUCAACUGAGGUGAGCCAAGCUGAAAGCCAAGCUGAAAGUGACAGUGAACACACGGCUAGUACAACAGCUGGUCAGAAUACCACGGAGAACACAAGGACACUUUACAGUGCAGGGCUGAUAUUGAAGCGCCUUCUAAGUGACUCUCCCGGUAUGAAAUGCCCGUGGCCUCCCACAGCAGAGGAUUUAAAUGUAUCUGAAGCUAAAUCUGUUGUGCCUGUUGAACUGUACAACUUCAUUGCCUGGAUUAUAGGUGCAACAGAAGAGCCAACACUAGCCUGUUAUGUUGAUGUUCCUGAUGAUGUGAAUCUAAAGGUUAUCUCUCUUUGUCAAGACAUUGUGUAUCUGGCAUCUAAAGGUCGAAAGCAGACACCCAAGUCAUUGUGUCUUGGUCUAACUGUUCGCCAUUUAACAGGUUCAUCAAAUGUUCUGUCACUGCUGAAUAGGUUAGGACAUUGUGCUUCACGGGACACAGUUGUCAGUCUUGACACUAGCCUUGCUCAGCUACAACUUUUAGAGGGUAGAAACAAAAUACCCAAGGGAUUCGCACAGAAGGCACCCACAAUACUGGUGUGGGACAACAUUGAUUUUGGGGAGGAGACACUGUCAGGUCAUGGAACUACUCACCACACAAAUGGCAUUAUGCUCCAAAGUUCUGUCACUGAAACUGUGUCGAGAACAGAGAGACAGCCACUACAGAAGGCAGUUAAAUCAUUCAAACCACCUCCUAGCUACCCCGUAGAACACUACCAACAGUCUAAAAGACACGGGCCACAGAACUUGAGUCACCAUGGAAGUGUUCCAUUGGAUGCAGAAACAUACAGGUUGAACACUGUAUCUGCUGCCAAAACUGAACUGGCAUAUGUUUCAGUAAAGUACACAGAUGCUGAAGCAUGCACAGUGCCAAGCUGGACAGGUUUCCAUACACUGCUCCAAAGUGGGGCCACUCUGCCAAAGUCAGCACUGUAUUAUCUUCCAGUCAUUGAGGCUUCACCGACGGAGAUGUCAACAGUUAACACGAUUUUGAAGCGAAGUGUUGAAAUUGCUGAUCAGCUAGCACUGGACCAUGUAGUGGUAGUUUUUGACCAGGCUAUAUAUGCCAAAGCUCAGCAAAUCCGCUGGAAGGACCAGGAAUUGACAAAACGCCUUGUGAUUAGACUUGGUGAGUUUCAUACUUGCAUGUCUUUCCUAGGGAUUAUAGGAAAAAGGUUUGGUGAUGCAGGACUGCAAGACAUACUCAUUGAGUCUGAAGUUGUUGCCCCAGGUUCCAUCAAUGGUGUGAUCAGUGGUCAUCAUUACAACCGCAGCAUGAGGGCACAGAAACUUAUGUAUGAGAGCCUGCAACGUGCCAGAUUCAGCACAUUCUUAGACUCUUUGACACCAGCGGGGAGAGAUGAGUGCAUGGCUGUCAUCAGUGAAAUCAAAGACACAUUCCCAGACAGAACAGUGGAUGUUUUGUGUGCAAACCAGAAAUUUGACCAAAUGUGUUCAAAGUAUGCUCUCUUUGUGGAAAAGAGAACUGCCGAAAACCCAACGUUUGCUUUCUGGAGUUCUUACAUUGACAUGGUGCAAAUACUCCUUCUGUUUGUGAGAGCUACACGAGAAUCAGACUGGCAGCUUCACCUGUCAACAGUGCGCUUGAUGAUGGCAUGGUUUUUUGCUUAUGAUCGUGUAAACUAUGCUAGGUAUUUGCCUACAUACUGGAUGGAAAUGGUCAACUUGCCUAUAACACACCCUUCUUGUCACAAAGACCUCAGUGUGAAAGGUCAGUGGACUGUUCAACGUCAAAGUGCCCAUGGAUUUGCCUCCAUUGCUUGUGACCAGGCUAUUGAGCAAACAUGCAACAGAGAUUCAAAGACAAAGGGUGGCUGGACAGGAAUAACUCUAAAUAGGGCUGCAGUGUCUCGCUGGAUAUUGUCACAACAUGAACGAGCUGCCAUAGCUAGACAAUGUGAGUCAAUGUCUGGAAAAUCCCCAGAAACACGAAGGCGAAAAGAUCUAGACCGCUCACGGAUUCAUGCCGAUGAAGAAGCUGUGACCAGAAUAAGUUCCACCAUUGAUUCCAUGCUGAACCCAUUUGACUUACACCAAGAUGGCAUUGUUUGUCUUAGCUCAGGGACAGUAGCAUCUGAAGGGGUCAAGAAGGAUUUGCUUGCAGCACCAGAAAGGGGGGAAGAAGCUGUCAAAGUCUUUAUUGACCAAAGACUGUUAACAAAAUCAGUCGACAUUUUUGCCCCCAUCAAGGCUCAAAAACUGAAGACCUUUAGUGACCAGGCAAAAACAAAGACAAGACUGCAGCAGCCAAAGAUGUCAUUCUGCGUGCAGACAAGAAACUUUUCUCCAGGCUACUCAUUAUUGGUCAAAGUAGAAAGGUAG